AUAUACUCCACCUUCACUUUGAAAACAAUUGACAUUGUGCAGUUUUAAGGAAGGAGUAACAUGGUGUAGUGUAGCGUAGCUAUGUGAGAGUGUGCUCGGAAUUGGUACGAUAACUGUGAUGUAAUUAAUCGCGUCGUUAGGGAUUCGUGGGUAGUACAAUUGUCGAGCGCCUGCCUGCAGAAUCAAUUCCUACAUUUCUCUCCACCCUUCCUUCUAAUUAUGUUGCUCGAUUGCUGCUGCUGCUGCUCCGGCGACGGCGCCGGCAGCACUAGCGAAGCCGUCGCCUGUAGAGAUCCGGUGCUGCUGGUGUCGGGGGUGGGGGGGUCGAUUCUCAACUCGAGGACUAAGAAAUCCGGAUCGGAGAUGCGGGUCUGGGUCCGGAUCCUGUUGGCUGAUUUUGAGUUCAAGAAGAAAGUCUGGUCCAUCUACAAUCCUGAAACUGGGUAUACAGAGCCGCUGGAUGAUAGCACUGAGAUAGUAGUGCCUCAGGACGACCAUGGCCUUUACGCCAUUGAUAUUCUGGACCCUUCCUUGCUUGUGAAGCUUCUGCACGUGACUGAUCUAUAUCAUUUUCAUGAUAUGAUUGACAUGCUCGUUAAAUGUGGGUACAAAAAAGGAACAACACUAUUUGGAUACGGCUAUGAUUUUCGACAAAGCAAUAGAAUCGGUCAGUUAAUGGAUGGAUUAAAAGAGAAGUUGGAGACUGCAUAUAAAGCUUCAGGAGGAAGGAGAGUCAACAUAAUUUCUCAUUCGAUGGGGGGAUUGCUCGUCUCUUGUUUUAUCUCCCUUCACAGUGAAAUUUUCUCCAAAUAUGUGAGUAAGUGGAUAACGAUCGCCACUCCAUUCCAAGGUGCGCCAGGAUGUAUCAACGACGCUAUGCUCACUGGACUGCAGUUUGUCGAAGGCUUUGAAAGUUUCCUUUUCGUAUCGAGGUGGUCAAUGCAUCAACUGCUUGUAGAGUGCCCGUCGAUUUAUGAAAUGCUGUCAAAUCCUGAUUUCAAAUGGAAGAAAGAACCCGAGAUUAAAGUGUGGCGAAAGCAUUCAAACGACAGGGAAACUUCAGUUCAACUAGAAACUUACGGCUGUAUCGAAUGCAUUACGCUGUUUGAAGAAGCAUUAGAAAACAAUGAGCUAAAUUAUAAUGAUAAAACGGUGGCUCUUCCGUUCAACCGUGCUAUACUUAAAUGGGCUGCUGGCACGCGCAAAUUGCUCAAUAAAACUCGACUUCCGGAGGGCAUUUCCUUCUACAACAUAUAUGGAACUUGUGUCGAUACACCUUUUGAUGUUUGCUAUGGCUCAGAAUCUUCUCCCAUCGACAACGCAUCUCAAAUAUGCCACACAUUGCCGGAAUACACCUAUGUCGAUGGAGAUGGAACCGUUCCUGCCGAAUCAGCUAUUGCAGAUAAUUUCGAUGCAGUCGAAAGAGUCGGAGUUUCCGGGAGCCACCGGAGAUUGCUGGCUAACAAAACAGUGUUUGAGCUUAUACAAAAGUGGUUAGGGGUUUCUCCGAGGGACAAGGGCAAGUGCAAGAAGACAUCCAAGGUGAUGAUGGAUGAAUGGUGAGAGAUUUUUUAUAUGUAAGAAUGCUUUAUUUAUUAUUAUUAUUAUUUGAUGAAUAUGGAAACCUCUUUGGAUAAACUCUUGAUAAGGCAAGUAGCUUCAACUCUCAAAGUUAUGAGUUUAUUUAAUAAUA
Messenger RNA from Andrographis paniculata, 1693 nucleotides. Its product is annotated as phospholipase A(1) LCAT3-like. The transcript is spliced from 11 exons. NCBI's taxonomy places the organism in Eukaryota, Viridiplantae, Streptophyta, Magnoliopsida, Lamiales, Acanthaceae. Gene Ontology annotation, biological process: lipid metabolic process. The record is from RefSeq and is a predicted model, not a curated record. Bases 220 to 1563 code for a protein of 447 amino acids.